UUCUGGAAGAGAGGUGGCGAUUGUGUCCUUUAUUGUUUUGUGGACCGCAAGAAAGUAACAGUCCUUUGUGGCGUGGAUAAACGAAGUCAUUCUUGCUCGCACGCUCGUGUUUUGUGAGAGCUUCUUUCACAAAGAGAAAUGAGCUUUCUGUUCGGGAGUCGCUCGUCGAAGACGUUCAAGCCGAAGAAGAACAUCCCGGAAGGCUCGCACCAGUACGAGCUGCUGAAGCAUGCGGAGGCCACGCUGGGGAGCGGGAACCUGCGCAUGGCCGUCAUGCUGCCGGACGGGGAGGACCUCAACGAGUGGGUGGCAGUCAACACUGUAGAUUUCUUCAACCAGAUCAACAUGCUGUACGGGACCAUCACUGACUUCUGCACAGAGGAGAGCUGUCCUCUCAUGUCAGCAGGACCCAAGUAUGAGUACCAUUGGGCGGAUGGAACCAAUAUAAAAAAGCCAAUCAAAUGUUCAGCACCCAAGUAUAUUGAUUAUUUAAUGACUUGGGUGCAGGACCAGCUGGAUGAUGAGACACUGUUCCCAUCAAAAAUAGGUGUCCCCUUUCCGAAGAACUUUAUGUCGGUGGCCAAGACCAUCUUGAAGCGACUCUUCCGUGUGUACGCCCACAUAUACCACCAACACUUCGACGCCGUCAUCCAGCUGCAGGAGGAGGCUCACCUGAACACGUCCUUCAAGCACUUUAUCUUUUUUGUUCAGGAGUUCAACCUGAUAGACAGAAAAGAACUGGCUCCCCUACAGGAACUGAUCGAGAAGCUGACGUCCAAGGACAGAUAAACAGGAACGACGAAACGUCUCCUCACCCAGCGUCAUGCAACAGAUCUCCUCUGAUUUUCCCCUGUAUUUUCUACGACCCGGCUUUGUUUUGUGUGCUACAGUAUGUGAUAACAUUUAGGGGAACGUCUCUUAGAAUGAUGGGGAUUAGGCAAGCUUUGGUGCAUAGCAGGUCUUGCUUUAGGCAUGUGACUUAAACUCAGUUAUACAGUGGUUGGGUGAAUGGUUCAUUAUUUUUUUUUUGGCGUUGUCCCACUGGCGCCCUACACCCCUCUCAGAGUUAAGAUUCAAGUGCCUAAGAAAGUUCACCUUAAAAUUGUAACAGUACAACUGAGUUAUACACUACCAGUGGCAACUUAAACCCAAGGACUAGACAAACAUUAAGGUUUGCAGUCUUCUUUUAAAGAUAUGCUGUUGUUUAUAUUUCUCCGUUUUUACUUCCCCGGUAUAAGACACUCAAUGAUAAUUUUACUCUUCUGUCUUUUCUCACUACAAUCAAGACACAAAGAUGUUCAAUAAGCAUUUUUUCAAGAAGAUGUCGCCCACUACCUUUAAAUGUACCCUUCGUGAGUGAGGUAGACUAAAAAUAUGAGAGAGUGUGAUGAGAUUUGAUGGAGAGUUUGAUACUGACAGAGGAGUUUGGUAAGUUUUUCAGAAAAGCACAGCUCAGUGUUGUACUCUUAUGGUGUGGAUUCACCACUCACUGCUUAAGUCUGUAUUGGCUAUUUUUAACUGUUUGCAUUCUGUAUUUGCAUGGCUUUUUGGCUUUCUUCUGGGGCUUUGCCUGCAUUUCUGAGCUCAUCUGAUUUUAACUAAAUAGAUAAGCCUACAAGUAAAGGUUCACAACAGUGACCCUUUGGAACAGUGCUGGGUUAAAUAGCCAAAUACAGUUGUAUUUCAUUAUAGUUAUUGGUGGUUUCCACACUGCCCAACUGUCGACCAUACGAUUUUCUCUGUACAAGAUGCUUGACCAGCUUUCUACUAUGGUAGAAAUUCAUCUGUCCUCAUGGACUGACCCACACAUGCACCCUGAUAUGGCUUGCACAAUUCAAAAAUUGCAGCAACCAGAAGUGAAAUGCCGCAGGCAAACUAGUUUGGGAGUUGUUUCAGACUUCUAAUACUUUGAUCAGGGCACAGCUGUUUUAUCUUAAUAGUAUAUACACAAAGAAUGACAUAACAAACCAGUUUUUUGCAGACUGCACAUUAUACAUUAAAUUGAGGACAGCUAUGUUUGGGCUGGGAUGUGAAUUGCUGUGGUAUUCAUAUUCUGGUGAUGUGCAGGUCUCUCCAGCCUUAUAGACCGAUGUUUUCCCAGUACUUGUCCUGUAGUACUCUUAUGUGAGCCAAGUCUGAUCUCCUCAGUGGUUUUGGUGGAGCUGUUUUUUUCUCUGCUUCUGCAUUUGACAUUGCUUUAGUUAUUUCAUUUAAGACCCUGUGUAGUGCAAUACAAUUAGUAUUGAAUUGAAGCACAAUUAGUUAAGUGAGACAGGGUCUAUGUUGAACACUGGGCCUUCAGUGAACUGAAUCAUUCUUUUUUCUUAAAUUUAGUAUAACCUUGUUGGGAGAAAUACCUCUGCGUUUGGUUUCUGUUCAUUAGUGGAUGCUGAAAAGCCAUAACAGAUAAAUUGUUCAUCAGUUGUUCAUAACUAAUAUGUCUGUGUCAUCGGUCGAGAGCAGAUCUAACAACUUGUUUUCCAUUCAUUUUUGUGUCUAUGCAUCAGGGUACUUUUUUAUUGGAUUCAGUAUUUGCUGUGAACUGUAUUGUUCGAAUAUUAUUAAAACAAAAGCACUUCCAGCAUUUGUCUUUAAAGACUUCAAGUGUAUAUUCCUGAAUGGGUGUCAGAUAUUAAUCGACACCACCAAAUUAUUUAGGGCUAAUUUGGAUUUAAAACAAACGAAUGGGGAAAAAAACCCGGAUUACAUAGAGAUACAUGAGGGACAGACUCUGGGGGGAAAAACUGCUGUAGGCUGGCACUGGUCUAGUAGACUGUCCAUCUUAAUCUAUUAAAAUACUGUCCCAUGGCAGUGUAAGCACAGUGCAGUCACUGAUAGUGAACCAAAGCCCUUAAGGGAAGAGAACAGUUCUGAGGAACUUUUGAAAUUUUGGAAAAAAAAAACUUUGCUUACUAUGCAAUUUCUUCAUAUACUUCUCUGUGGUUUCCAAGGCAUUUCAGUGGCAUCUGAAAACAGUAUAUACCCUUGACCACUGGCUACAGCUGGCUUAUAUGUCAAGUUACAGUCCCAUAAACGUGACUGAAUCUGGUUAUUCUCAUGAUUUCAGGAACAAUAAACCAUGAUCUCACAGCAAUGUCAUACUGUGUGCAAGAAGACCAUUAUUAUCUUGCAUUUGUUUUAAAAAUAAUGGCAGAACUAGUGGAGGUUUAAGUGGUGUAGGCUGGCUGAGGAAGGUUUUCAAAUGUAAAAUGUAUUAUGUUUGAGUAAAGCAUACAUUUAAUAUUUACUGUAUAGUAUGUAGAAGGAUACACUUCUUACAAUGUUUUAUUAACCUAUAUUAUCACUGUUCUUUUAUUCAAGAAACUUUAGAAUUCAGUCCACA
Molecule: messenger RNA, 3343 nt
Organism: Megalops cyprinoides (Indo-Pacific tarpon)
Lineage: Eukaryota; Metazoa; Chordata; Actinopteri; Elopiformes; Megalopidae
Product: MOB kinase activator 1B
Exons: 6
Coding region: 139-789 (216 amino acids)
Biological process (GO): positive regulation of protein phosphorylation; hippo signaling
Cellular component (GO): nucleus; cytoplasm
Molecular function (GO): protein kinase activator activity
Source: RefSeq, a predicted model, not a curated record